Messenger RNA from Triticum dicoccoides, 546 nucleotides. Its product is annotated as alpha-amylase/trypsin inhibitor CM2-like. The transcript has a single exon. Gene Ontology annotation, molecular function: serine-type endopeptidase inhibitor activity. Bases 18 to 461 code for a protein of 147 amino acids. NCBI's taxonomy places the organism in Eukaryota, Viridiplantae, Streptophyta, Magnoliopsida, Poales, Poaceae. The record is from RefSeq and is a predicted model, not a curated record.
UCCACCAACUAUCAAAAAUGGCAUCCAAACAUGUCCUCCUCUCGGCCCUAGUCCUGCUCUCCAUCCUCGCCGCCGCUGUAGCCACCAUCGCCUGCAGGCCAGGGGUGGGCAUCCCGCCCAAGCCACUCCCAAGCUGUCGCGCGUAUGUGGUCCAGCAGACCUGCAAAGACACCCAACAGACUGCGCCCACUCCGGGAAAAGUGGCCUCCAAGGAUCCGUGCUGUCGGGAGCUGGAAGCCGUCUCGGAAGAAUGCCGAUGCACCGCGAUGGAGGACUUCAUGCAAGGGAUGCUCCGCUUGGAGGGUGUUCCUGAGGGGUGCACUAGAAAUGACCUGUGGGAGUUCACCAUGUCUCUCGUCAAGCCGGAGCUGUGCAACCUACAGACCAUCACCGGCGGGCCGUACUGCGGCCUCCCUCCUAGCAACGAUGCCCGUCUUGCCGACGGUGUGCAAGAUGUGUAAUUAAGCAUGUGACUGAUGGUGCAUGAUGAAUAAGCGUGUACAUUGCGCAUGAAUAUAUAAUAGAAUCCUCGCGGGUUCAUGAGUA